This is a messenger RNA of Rhodofomes roseus, 3587 nucleotides long. RefSeq lists its product as uncharacterized. The transcript is spliced from 8 exons. The record is from RefSeq and is a predicted model, not a curated record. NCBI's taxonomy places the organism in Eukaryota, Fungi, Basidiomycota, Agaricomycetes, Polyporales, Fomitopsidaceae. The coding region runs from base 276 to 3254 and encodes 992 amino acids.
CCCUAUAAACGGUCAACUCCAUCACAGAUCUACUACUUUGAACAGACUGGGCGCAGCUAUAUUAUAUGGGACUUGUCUGAGGCAUCGCUGGGCCGAUACCAAACGCGGCUUGCUCGCAGUCACGCAUUGCACCACGUCGUUCUCAGGCGGACUUGGGCUCUCUCAUCUACCUCCGAGUCGUCGUGUCAUCUCCGCGUCCCCCCUUCAUACAGCCGUCUGCAACGAGGGUCAGUGCUAUAUAGCCACAUCCAAACACGUUGGAAUAGCGAGCUCGAAUGGCCCUCCUACAUCGUCCACCCACACCUGAUUCGCCAAUGUCCUCUAGCUUGCGGCGCGUAACGCACAACAUCGACGACCUGACACUUGCGUUGGCCAACUUCUCUCGCGUAUCGUCCCCGGAGCCUCCGGAUAUUGCAACUUGCUGCUGCGGAAAGGAGGACUGCGAGACGAGCAAGUCAUGGUUAGCAUGGAAGUCGAAGAUGGAGAAUAGGCUGGUCCUCAGCGCAGAAGUGGGGCAAGCACUGCUCGAGAGGCACGAAGCCUUGCUCCGCCGUCAUGAGAGUUCGGCUCCCCUGGCUCCGUCCCUUCAGUCGGCAGACACACUAUCCGGCGAAGAACAUGUCGACGCCCGAGUUGCUGAGCUAGUAACACAGAAUGCUGUACUGGAGAAGCGUCUCACGAAAGCUCUCGUGAAUAGUGAAGUCUUGGAAGCGUCCAAUAAGACUGCCGUGCAGGAACUGCAGGAGGUCCGGGGCAACGUGUCCCGUCUGACUGCGCAGAACGCACGAUCGGUGGGCUGGGAGAAUCGCCUUGCUGUCGCCCUGCAGGAGAAGGACGAUAUGCAACAGGAGCGAGACAGUGCAGUCCAGAGAGCGCGUUUGGCAGAAUCCCGUAUCAGUACUCUGAAGGAGAAAUGUGCCAAGCUUCAAGCACAAGUUGCACGUCUUCGGGAGGAUCUCGAGAUGCAGCGAACACACAGACAACAGAUGUCGGAAGAAGUCUUAGCAGAUGCGCGUCUGCGGCUAGAGCAGCUGCAGCAAUCACAACUAGGGCACGCUGUGAAGACAGAUGACACCGAGGUCAUGAAAGUGCUCGAGUCUCUGGUGGCCGACAACGAAGCGCUCAAGCAUGACAGUGCCGAAUUGCAGAAUCUCCUCACCGAGGCCCGUGAAGACCUUCGCUCUCUUCAAACAGAGAUGGAGGAGCGACGUGCUGGUGAUACAUCCUACUUGCGGCAUCGAUACACGAUCAGUGGACAGUCAGAUCUCCCGGACCCAAUCUCACCCCUCUCGGCAACCUUCCAUGUCGGCACUGCACCGAGUGGGUCGGUGUUACAUUCCUGGCACAGGCAGGGCAAUCUGGGUCGGCGACCAGUCAGCGUUGAGCGUUCAUCGCGGCGUGCUUUCGAGCCUUUGACACCGGAGACAGAACGCCGACCACUGUCUCCUACCGACUCUCUAAUCCCGUCAGAGACGAAGUGGACCUCGUUUGCACGACCACAGUACACCCCUUCACACCACAGCUACGAGGACGAUGAAAGCCACGAUGGCCCGCCUAUGUCUCCGGAAAGGACCCGUGCUCAGAAGUCGCUAUUCCUUCUGACUCGUUCGCGCGGUGUACAGACAGAUGGAACCUCGGGCGGUCUGGCACCUUCUCCUAUCCCUCACUCGUUCGGCGAUUGUACAAGCACGAAGUCGUCACACGAUGGGCUAUCUGAGUCAUCAUCCCUCACAGACGGCCAAUUGGGUGCACUAGGCACCCUCAUUGAACGCGUCACCAUGCUUCUGAACAGACUCACCCAAGCCGACGCCCUCACGCUCACUAACCGGCUGAAGCGCCAGCGGCUCCUGGGCGCGGACAUCAGCCACUUAUCGCGCACGACUGUAAGCAGUAUCUUGCACGAGGCCACAUCACUUCGAUCGCACUUCCGCUCGUUCUUGGAGGACGAGAAAGCGAUGAUGACAUGCACACGUCGAGACCUACGCGCUCUCUUCAAGCUGUUCAAGGACAUGUUCUCGGAGAUGGGUCAGAUGCGCGUGACUCUGAACGACGUCAUCCUCGAUCCGUCCGUGGCGGGUAAGGUCAGCGAGAUGGCGAUGAACCUUUCCAAGGCAACUGUUGCGCAGAGUCCUGGAGGUGGGGACGCAUCCAACAACCAGGGGGCUUCCAGCUGGAUGGCACCGAUCUCGAAGCUGCUCGGUCUCCCUGGUGGCAAUGCAAGCCCAAGCGACACCGCCGCGUCCCGCGCUCUCUCUCCACCUGCUCGGGGUCGUGCACCUAGUCGGGCACCUUCGCGUAUCGUCCCUAAACGAGAAGCAGUCUUGUCCGCCUCGGCCAUGAACGUCAAUGUCGAGUUCAGUGGCACCGUCGUCGGUCGUUCGGUGACCAGCACGUACUCAGCGCACCCGGAUCGCGAGAACAGCAUCAGCAUCCUGUCGAUGCAGCACCUGCUCAACAAACCCGUGGAGGAUGCACCCAAUCCAUCUCGCAGCCUCAUGGGCAUUUUUGCAGGCGCGCCGCGCGCGGAGGACAACCCUGAUCCAUGGGUGGUCAUUCCCAAGCCGCAACGGGGAGCAGCACCCCCGGGCAUGUCCAACGCAGCGGGACCCGCAACAAUAGGGCGGUCUGCCACCCUCCGACGGGCUAGUAGCCGGCUCUCACGCACAGUGGAUGCCAUGAUCGAUGCUGACCGGGCUCGGCGGGAAGAGGAAGAUACCCUAGGCGCGCUGCUCGAACGCACGUCGAUCCACCGCGGGAUGUCCGACUCGUCCAUCCACAGCACCUUCCUGAGCCACGGCGGGGAGCGGGAUCAGCAGGGCAGCCCGCGUCAUGAGGAGCUUAGGGACCCGUCCGCACCGCAGGACAGGAACUCCGUGCUGCAGACGCUCAGCAGGCGGAUGCAGACCUUCCGCUUUGGUGGGGUCCCCUCGGACUCGCAGGCAACCGUCACGGAUGCGGGAGGGGCGUCGCGGCCAGAGACACCUGUGGGUGCGCGUGACCGCGAAGGGGGUGGUCGGGCGACGCCGACGGGAGUGCGCACAGCGUCGCCGCACGCGCAGAUCCAUGCAGGAGUCGUCCGUGCGGCGUCGCCGGCGUCGAGAGGCCUGUUCCAGAGUGUGAACCUGUCCUCAUGGGCGACGGCUGCGCUGGAUGCGUCGGCGGAUGAGUCGCCGGCGUUUCUGGCGGGGAGCCCGAGAGAGGAGUUCAUGCAUCGGCCGUGGGGACGAGAGCGGGAGACCGAGCGAAUGAUCUAGGUGGGUAUACGCAACCAACGAGAUUCUUAGAGUAUGGUGGUACUUAUGAGAAGGUACUAGUACUGUAUGCUCUUACUGACUUAGAUCGGGGCCAGGUUUGUUUGUAUAGAGGCUCGGAGGCACGCGUACGUACAGAAGUAGUCACUCUAUUUACUGGGUACGUUAUGUUCGGACUAUUGCUCUCAGGCUCGUCGCGCACACGCACACACGUCGUUUCCUUAUGUUGAAUUAUUGCACUGGAAUCUACUUGGAUACCACAUUGUACAUACCCGUCGGCCCAGGAACUGGGAUACAAUACACAGUCAAAUUAUCUUGGAUUGUGACUGGCUGCGA